UUAUUGUAAUAUUCUUUUUGGAUACAAUUACCCAUGAAUAAUGGGCCGAGCCAAAUUAUUGCAAUAUUCUAAAUUUAUAUGAUUUAUAACAAAAAAUGUGACAAAAAUCUAGGUGAUUAGAGACAUAAAACACACAUUGGUAAAAUGAUAAUAUCAAAGAUUAAAUCAAAAAUUAUUUUUUAAUAUAAAGAUCCAACUAUAACUUUUUAAAUUAUGAGCACGAAAUUAUGAAAACCGUGAAUCAACUUUUCACACCCACACACACACAGUUAUAUUAACUUUUAUCUUAAAAAAUGUAAAAGUUUAGAAUCUUUGGACCUCUUAGAAGAGUUUGGAAUGAUUCUUCGCUUCGCUGCAGAACAAGAAUGAUGAGAUGACGACGAAAAGAAUUCAAAGAGAACAUAUAAAUACUUGUUCUAUUUGGAGGCAUGCUUGUUCAUUUCAUUAGUUUAACUUUCAAGUAUAGUGCCUAUUAGUUUUCACGUGGUUAAUUAUAUAUUAUUUGGUUGAUUAAUUAAUAUCAAAAAUGGGGGAAGAAGCUGUUCCUGAUCUCAGUAAUAAUGUUACAUCAGUACUUGAAUCGAUGAAUUUGGAUUUCAAGCACUUAGCUGAUGGUGUUGCUGUUGCUCUUCUUGUUAUUGCCCUUUCGUCUGCAUAUUUCUACUGCUACAACUUGUUUCUUAAACCCAAGGCUUGUUUGGAUCGUAAGAACUUCAGAGAAUUCAAGCUUGUGAAGAAGACAAAUCUGAGUCACAAUUCUGCAAGAUUUAGAUUUGCUCUUCCUACACCUACUUCAGUUCUUGGCCUUCCUAUUGGAAAACAUAUUAAAUGCAGGGGAAGAGAUAGCCAAGGAGAGGAAGUCACCAGACCAUAUACCCCAAUCACUUUGGAUUCAGAUGUUGGCUACUUUGAAUUGGUGGUAAAGAUGUAUCCAAAAGGAAGGAUGUCUCACCAUUUUAGAGAGAUGAAAGAAGGUGAUUGCUUGGCCGUCAAGGGUCCUAAGGGACGUUUCAGUUACAAACCAAAUCAAGCUCGCGCGUAUGGAAUGCUCGCUGGAGGUUCUGGCAUCACCCCAAUGUUUCAGAUCACACGAGCCAUACUAGAAAAUCCAAAAGACAAAACGAAACUGAACCUUAUUUAUGCCAAUGUUACAGUGGAUGACAUUCUACUAAAGGAAGAAAUUGAUGAGUUGGCAAGCAAGUAUCCUGACCGUUUCAAAGUUUACUAUGUUCUAAAUCAGCCUCCUCAACCAUGGAAUGGUGGGGUUGGGUUCAUAUCAAAGGAAAUGAUUCAAACCCAUUGUCCUGCACCUGCAUCUGAUAUCCAGAUACUAAUGUGUGGUCCACCAGCAAUGAAUAGAGCCAUGGCUGCUCACCUUGAUGCACUUGGCUACGCACCAAAUAUGCAGUUUCAGUUCUGAUUGUUUUCCUUUUCUCUUUGAAAUGGUUGUUGCUAUUUUUUAUUUAAUGAUUUGUAUCUCAUAUAUCUAAGAAUUAUAGCAAAUAAUAAUAAUAAAAUGGAAAAGAUUGUUGCAAGACAAAGUUUGACAUCA
Messenger RNA from Prosopis cineraria, 1552 nucleotides. Its product is annotated as NADH--cytochrome b5 reductase 1-like. Gene Ontology annotation, biological process: electron transport chain. The transcript has 9 exons. NCBI's taxonomy places the organism in Eukaryota, Viridiplantae, Streptophyta, Magnoliopsida, Fabales, Fabaceae. Gene Ontology annotation, molecular function: cytochrome-b5 reductase activity, acting on NAD(P)H. Bases 527 to 1420 code for a protein of 297 amino acids. The record is from RefSeq and is a predicted model, not a curated record.